GUAUCCCAAGCGACCGCUUUAGUACAACAUUUGUAGUUAGAAUUAUUGUCUGGUUUAAAAAUAAAGGAUACAAUUUUUAAAAAUAUACAAAUCAAAUAAAAUUGGAGUGAUACUGUCGAAAAAUGGAAAAUCGUAAGAAUUUAUUUAAGGUGUCUUCUGGGGUGCUAAGCUCGCACAAUCAUUGUAAAAUUAACCGUGAACGACAGCGCGUUGUUCGGAGCAAAAUACGUGAGGAACUUUUUCAAAAAAACCGCAUCAUAAGUAUCAGUCCUACCCCGCAGACAAAAUUACCAGAAAAGCAACUGAAAUUAAAUUAUUUGCCACCUACAGCUGCAAAUAUCGAGCAAGAAAAUCAACUUUUUUCGCAAAAUGAAACUUCUAACAAUAAUAAAAUGUCACAACGUCAGGCGAAUUACUUGGAACGCUUCCUCAAGUGGAAAGCGCUUGAUAAGCACCAAGCAUCCCUAAAAAAAGGCAAUGGAUGCAAGGGCGGGCAAGCUGUGUCGCAGCCAUCUGCGUCGAUUGGAUCAGAAAAUCAUCACAAUCGUCGCUCGCUAUAUGUCGUUGAUAAUAGACCGGAGAGGCCAACAAAACAGUCUGAGAAACCCUUAUUCCUGACCUCUACCACUUCUAACCCUCCAAAGACUAAUACAUUCACGAAUUUGCCCACGAAGUCAUCUGCUGCUGUUAAGUCAAGUCACAUAGUUAAUAGAAUACAGCCUUUUGCUUUUGGAGAAAGUCAUAAAAAUCUUAAAACAAAGCCCAAAUCUGUGCAAACAAACCUUUUGACGAGACAACAAGUCUCUCGAUCAGCUCUAACUGAAAACCAAACAUCAUCUGAAUGUAUAAAGGAAAAACCGCCAAAACAGAUUAACCUUAAACAAAAGCCACCACUGGUAAAGUCAACAGUACUAUCCGUUAAAAGUUCAAGGCCACCAAAUUUGAUAACCAAGCCAUUCGAAGCAGCUGCAACUUCAGGGAACUCUCGAGGUGGUCGUGCAGUCCAAACCAAAACAACUUUAGCACAAAGAAAAGGCGUUAAACCUCUGCUUUCUGAGCUGUCGACACGCAUGAAGGCCAAAAAUUCACACUCUAAACAAAAGCAAAUUAGGCAAAUAAUUUCUACAAAAUUAGACCAGCUGCAAGAAAUAUGUGAUUUACAGACACCUUCUACGCCUAAAUUUAAAGCACAGGCAACAUCAACUCAGAACAAAUCAAAUAACAGUGAGGAUAAUUUAUUGGAGCCUAAUGUUAACACAUCCAAUAACCCAAUGGUGGAUGUUAGUAGUGAGUCAAAUGGAACAGUUGCUGCUGCUAAGCGACAGUUGUUACCACCAUCGCCAAAAGUAUCGAAGUCACAGAACUCUGUGGAUGCCGCGGAGGAUGAAUUGACGUUGUUGGCAACCACUCCGCCACGUUACGAAGAAUGUCAAUCAAGUCCUUUUGUGACCGCCUCUCGUGGAAAAGGGAAAAUGCAGUUAGAGGAUGAUAACCACAGUAGCACAUUGCAGUGUGCUGCAGUGAGUCGCAUAAUGGACUCUGUGACAUACUUUCGAAUCCAGCUGGAUAACGAAAUUAAACGCCUUCAUUCACUCUGCGAUGAAUGGCAUUUAUAUAGCAACCAAAAUGAAGAGCGACUUUUAGAGACUGGAGCCAAGGAUAUUAUAGAUGCUGCUAUUGGGCAGACUAAAUUGCUUACUAGCAAAAAGUUUAUGCAGUUCAAAGGGUUAAUUGAUCGCUGUGAAUCAGGUGCCACAGGUAUUGACCAGUUACCAAAUGAUGGGAGUGAGGCUUCUAAGCCCGUUUUUGUUGACGAUUUGGAGGGGUGGUGGGAUAUGUUGCGCUUGCAAAGCCAAAAUGUAGAUAAACGAUUCGAUAUUCUGCAGCGCUUGAAAGCAAAUGAUUGGAUUGAUCAAGACGCUGGGACAUUAUCGAAAACAAAAUCUAAAGUAGGUCCCAAAGCCAAGUUAAAGCCCACCGCUAAGCCGAGCAGCGAGUUAAAAUCUUUUUUGCGUAAGGCUUUUGCAGACAAACGAAGACAACAGGCAACUCAAGCAAUUAUUGAGGAAAGCAAUCAACUAAAUCAAACUCCGAAACGCUGCUUACAGCAUCGUCUUAUUGUGGUCCGAGAUCGCAAAUCUUUCUCACCAGUUCGUACCGUUCUUCGCGUGUCUAAUGGCAGUGUAAAUCGACCAUCAAUUGGAGUGAAAAGUUUAUUAAAGUCUGCUAUUAUGGGGGCAGCGGAGCAGUUAACUCGUGAGCAGUUGACACCAGCAAGAGGGCAGCCCAUGUCUAUUUUAAAAACUCCAGCAACCAAAAAACGUGAAAAUUCGGCAACUCGAAACGUCAUAUUUAGUGCGAAAAAAAAAGUUCGUCGUUUCCAGUUCACAUUUGACGAGGGUAAUGUCAGUGGAGAUGAGACCAUCGUUGGAUGUGAUAAGUUGGAUGACUGUGAGGAGGAUAUGAGCUUAGAGAAAGUCUCAUUACAGGACGGCCCGUCAGUGUCUUCAGCAAAUUCAAAAACUGGGGAGACUUGUGGAAAUACAUCAAGAACUUAUUCGCUUCGAAAUCGUUUAAUAAAACUAAGGGCGUCAUCGGAAUUUAUGUAAAAUUCGAAGUCAUCAGAAUUUAUGUAAACUUCGAAACGGCUGGUAUAUUAAAUGUUUUUUAGGUUUUAAUGAAAAGCAAAUAAUGUAAACAGACAUUUCUUUACUCUAAUUGGA
Messenger RNA from Drosophila hydei, 2723 nucleotides. RefSeq names its product guanylate kinase-associated protein mars (gene mars). Gene Ontology annotation, biological process: chromosome segregation; mitotic spindle organization; signaling. The record is from RefSeq and is a predicted model, not a curated record. NCBI's taxonomy places the organism in Eukaryota, Metazoa, Arthropoda, Insecta, Diptera, Drosophilidae. Gene Ontology annotation, cellular component: cytoplasm; nucleus; spindle pole centrosome. Gene Ontology annotation, molecular function: microtubule binding. The coding region runs from base 123 to 2609 and encodes 828 amino acids. The transcript has 2 exons.